AUGUGUUUGACUAUUACUAAAUUUAUUGUUUAUUUAGCUGCAGAGAUUGAAGCCAAACUAAACCGCACGGUUGAUCCUUGCGAUGAUUUUUACAAAUUUGCUUGUGGCGGAUGGUUGCAAAAAACUCAAUUGAAUCAAUCAGAUUCAUACGUUUCUACGCUUACCGAGAUUACCGAACAAACGGAGAAGCAACUUCGAGAACUCUUAGAAGAACCACCUAAAGAAAGUGAUACGAAGUCUUUCAAAAAAGCAAAAACAAUAUAUUCGCAAUGCGUGACAAAAGAUAACAGUGAUGCGAACGGAAAUAUUAAUUUUACCGCCAUUUUAAGUAAAUACGCCGAAUGGCCACUAGUUAUGCCUUAUCGCAAUUGGGACGAUAAACAUUUGUCGUGGCAGAGUGUUAGCAGAGACUUACAUAAAAAUGGAUUUCAAAACGGCUUGUUUAAUAUAAAAGUUGUGCCGGACGCCCGAAAUGCUAACAGUAACGUCAUAUUUAUAAGUGAACCNGAGUUUUUAUUCUCGCGAGAUGUCAUGCUUAAGCUUAACGAAGAUGAAAUACAGAAAGAAAUGUACAUUAAUAUUAUCACCACUUUUGCGUUACAUUUAAUUGAGGAAACUAAUAGCACUGUCGACUUAUAUACUUUUACUCAAGAUGUAAAAGAUAUGGUAGAAUUUGAGAUAGAACUGGCUAACCGACGAACGAUUCUUCAACACUACGUAAACAUGAAUCACAUUUCUUUUUCGCUAACUAUUCAACAAUUGAUAAUAGAAUUGAGUUGCUUGACACUGUUCAAAGCGUCUUUGCGUCAGAAGGAAUUGCGAUUGGACACUCUGAGAAGCUCGUCGUACAACUUGAAACGUACUACUAUAUUCAUAACUUGGCUUAUUUACUAG
Pseudomyrmex gracilis is the source of this 894-nucleotide messenger RNA. RefSeq names its product neprilysin-2-like. The transcript has 6 exons. Bases 1 to 894 code for a protein of 297 amino acids. The record is from RefSeq and is a predicted model, not a curated record. Gene Ontology annotation, cellular component: plasma membrane. NCBI's taxonomy places the organism in Eukaryota, Metazoa, Arthropoda, Insecta, Hymenoptera, Formicidae. Gene Ontology annotation, molecular function: metalloendopeptidase activity. Gene Ontology annotation, biological process: protein processing.